Closterium sp. NIES-67 is the source of this 745-nucleotide messenger RNA. NCBI's taxonomy places the organism in Eukaryota, Viridiplantae, Streptophyta, Zygnematophyceae, Desmidiales, Closteriaceae. The record is from the annotation of a GenBank genome assembly.
CAGAGGCAAGAUGAGUUAUUCACCCCGGAAGCACUGCUUUACCUCUUCUCUUCUUUAGUCCCCGUCGAUUAGUCCCCGUCGAUUAGUCCCCGUCGAUUACCCCCGUCGAUUAGUUCCCGUCGAUUAGUCCCCGUCGAUUAGUGCCCAUCGGUAGUGCCGCCCGUCGACCAGUGCCCAUCCGUGCGGCGCGGCAGCGGCGCAAUGCAGGGCAAGGGGAGCGGCGCAGCGGGGCUGGCGGGCUCCGCGCAGGUUGCGCCUGCGACGGGCCCCGCCGCGACAACCGCUGGCGGGGCUGGCGGAGCAGCAGCUGGGGCGACAGCGAGGCCCAAGAAGCUGUCUAAAGCCGCGGCGGCGGCGGCUGCUGCAGCGGCUGAGAGGCAGGCGGCAGAUGCAAAGGCAGCAGCAGGAGAUGCUACAGCUAUCCCUAUUGGACAGCAGCUGCAGCAGCAGUCACAGCAACAGCACCAACAGCAGCAGCAGCAGCAGCAGCUAGCAAAGCAGCAACAGCAACAGGAGCAGCAACAGCAACAACAACAGCAGCAGCAGCAGCAGCACCAGCCAUUGCAGCACCAGCAGCACCAGCAGCAGGAACAUCAGCAGCAGCUGCAGCAACAGCGGCAUCCGCAGCAGCAGCAACCGAAGCAGCAGCAUAGGCAGCAGGGGAGGGAUGGAGGGAAGGAGUGCUGCGGCUGAUGCUCCCUCGGCCUCAGCAUCAGCAGCGCAUGCUGCAAAGCCCGUCACUGCA